Messenger RNA from Cryptococcus amylolentus CBS 6039, 2558 nucleotides. RefSeq lists its product as hypothetical. The record is from RefSeq and is a predicted model, not a curated record. Bases 107 to 2461 code for a protein of 784 amino acids. The transcript has 6 exons. Gene Ontology annotation, biological process: DNA-templated transcription; regulation of DNA-templated transcription. Lineage: Eukaryota; Fungi; Basidiomycota; Tremellomycetes; Tremellales; Cryptococcaceae. Gene Ontology annotation, molecular function: zinc ion binding; DNA-binding transcription factor activity, RNA polymerase II-specific; DNA binding.
CGCCAUCGAGUUGCAGAGAAAGACGAGAACGCGCGCGGGGUGUCAACUCGGCACACGCUCGGGCGCCGAGAAUCCGAGAUAUCUUAGCUUCUGAUUUGCCACCCAAAUGGCCGACGCAGCAAAUCAACGCAGGCUCGGGAGGCUCGAGAGAGCAUGCGACGUCUGCAGGAGGAAAAAGAUCCGCUGCAACCGUCCAAAACACACUGACACCGACAAAUGUAUCUACUGCCAGGAAGGAGGGCUGGAAUGCACAUACAAUGAGCAAGCUCAGAGGCGAGGUCCGCCGAAAGGCUAUGUAGACGCUCUAGAGCACAGGUGUGGGCGUCUUGAAAAGAUCAUACAGCAGCUCGAUCCACAGUUGGACUUGGCUGCCUACGCCGGACCACAGCUCGACCUCGAUACGUUUGAGGCGUCAGUCCACCGUCAGAAGCUUUACGACGCUGGUAUUCCGAGUUAUCCCUUGCACAAGCCUCUCAGCAGCAACAUCGGGCCCACUGCCAGCCUUGCGCGUACACCGCAUCUGGACCGCUUCUACAAGAGUCUCCACUCCCAAGGCCACCACACGGACAUGGACGCAGAAUCCAGCGCCCAGUCUUACCUUGUCAGCUCUCUCAAGCAUGUCGGCGCUCGUGACCAACACUGGCGCUACUAUGGCAAAGGCUCAGACAUUGACACUAUGCGUCAUCUCAGCGGCCUGCUGUACUGCACGGGGCAGACAUCCGGUCAGACAUUCGACCUGACUGACGAGAUAGCGAGGGCCAAACGGCAGAAAUACUGGGAUGCGCCGAGAUGGGAGAUCAGGACCAACGAAGAGGGUCUGCACCCUGUCGACCUCGAUUCUUGGCCCGACCAAGUCCUCGCACAACGGCUAAUCAAUGCCUACUUUUGUUACGCCAGCACCUACCUGCCUCUGCUGGAUCGCAGCGAAUUCCAGCAGCAGCACGAUCUGGCAAGGUGGAAGCAGGACCACGGCUUUGCUCGUGUCUGUCUCCUCGUAUUUGCCUGCGGUGCUCGCUUCGUGGAUGAUCCCAUCGUCCUUUGGCCCGACGAAUCCCAGUCGAGCGUCGACGACCCCACAUUCCACCGGCAUUCUGCCGGAUGGCGAUACUUUUGCGCCCUAGUCCGCAUGGGCAGAAAGACCGUCCAAAUUCCAACCCUCCAUGAGCUCCAAAUCCAAGUCCUCACCUGCCAGUUCCUCCUCGGUGCGGCGCAACCACAUCAAGUAUGGAUCAUCGCGGGUCAAGGCUUGCGCUCUUGUCAAGAGCUGGGUAUACAUCGACGGGCUACCCUGUCUCGUGUGGCUCCUGCGGAGAAGGAAGCUCUGACGAGAGCGUUCUGGUGUCUGUAUCAUCUUGAUCGGGUAGCGUCAGCGCCUCUCGGGCGCUCGGUCGCCAUCUACGAUAGUGAUACAGAUGUCGACUACCCUUCUGCCAUAAACGACCAGACCACCAUAUCAGUCUUUACCCUCUUGCUCAGAAUCGACCACAUUCUCGGCGCAACCCUCCAAACCAUCUACUCUCGUCCCCUGGGCUCCAAAUUCAACCCAGACCUCUACCGCAGCUCCAUCGCCGAGAUGAACACUGCUCUUGAUCUUUGGGAAACCCAAGUACCCCCAGAGCUCUGCUGGGACCCUACGAAUACACUCUCAGACUAUACCUCCUUCCGCCAGACUGCCGCUCUACACGCCCAUUACCACUACACCCGCAUCCUCGUCAACCGGACCCACCUCAUCCCUACACCCGCUAGCAAAGCCGACCCCGCGUCUGGCUAUUACCGCUCGCUUGUGUCUGCCCGAGCGUUGUGCGAGAUCCUUCAGACGUCGUUGGAAAGGGGCGAGCGGCAGGGGGUGAGAGAAGGGGCGAGGCUGGAUAUAGGGAUGGCUUUGGGGGUUUGGAGCUCUGCUAUAAUCAUCCUCAUUGAUGUCCAUUGCAGCCGCCAGACAUUCCAGGAGCGGCAACGGUCGCUAGGAUAUCUACGGGUAUUGGAAGAGGCGAGUGAGGAUAUGGAGCUGUCCUGGAGGUUGCAGGGCAAGUAUACCGAUAUGCUGAGAAUCAUGAUGGGUGAAAAGAUCAUGCCCGAGGCCUGCGUUCCUUCACCUGGACGGCAACUUGGAUAUGCCAACGAUGUUUGGCCUAGGCGAUUUGAUGCCCUGACGGUGGGCGGCGAGGCUUCGUCGUCCGAGCCAGGAAGCUCGGUACAAACCCACUUUCUAUCCUCCAAGCGCUCCACUCUCAACAACUCCAACACUGUGUCGUACCAUCAGUACGCAUACACAUCCGAGAAUGCACCAGGUAUCUCGGCUCCUCAGUCAGCACAACCGACGACGGUCCUUGACUGGCUGACGGAGGAGGCAAUCGGAGGGUUGGGCAAUGAUCGGGGGACGGGGCGCGGACAAGAUACCGGGCUGGGAGAUCCGGUGAGCCCUCUAUGGGCAGAGUUCUUUGGAGAUUCAGUUAUAUAACCAGGUGGAUGAGCAUAGAAGAGUGCUUCAUAGGCACUGAUUCACAUUGUUUGUUUUUUGUACUGUAGCAAGUUCCACAACACGAUAACAACGGACC